AUGGAUCCUUUCAGCAAAAAUCAGUCGAACCUCCCGUCAUAUGAACACCGAUUGGCCAGUGAAUCUCGCGUUGCCAGAAUAAACGAACUGUACAAUAAAAGUCAGAAACACAACAUACAUAGAGACUCAAUCAUAUCUGAUGCAUCUACAUCAGUUCCUGAUAUCCACAAUGGUAUCUACACGGAGGACAAUUGCCAACCACUGAUAAAUUUACCCCACAAUAAAGCUCCAGAUUUACCACUGCCGGUGCAGCAAGAGACAGUUACGAUCAAGCCAGAGGUGAUAUCAAACCCGUUCCGGCCUAGAUUGACAGAGGUUAGACCUCGUUCAAAAGAUGAAAUGGAGAAAGAGUUGCAGUUCACGCCAAAACUACGAUCUAGAAGAAGCAUUAUCUCAUCGAGAACACCUAGCCAUGGUUCUCCCCCUUCAGUUGACGACAAUCACAAAUCCAGAAUUAAGCCUCGCGUUCUUUGGACUUAUAAUGAACCACGAACUAUAAUUAAGAAAAGAGGUUUCUCUGACCGAAGGCGAGAAUCUUACAAAGGACUGAAAGAGAGACUUGGUAAGCCGCUUCCUCUGGGGUACUUGAGCCCAGAGGAUCAAAAUGGCGAGGAGCGGGGCACGCAGUCCCAGAAGAAAGAUUUGGAGUCGCGAUGGAGGCGUAUAUUGUCGAGCAGAGAAGCUGAAACUAGUCAUAAGUCGAACACUUCAUGGCAAAAGUCGAGAUCCCCGUCGGAAGAUGGCAGUGUCAGAUUGCAUAAGUCUGAUUCGGGGUCUUCCCUGCAGGAUUUUCCAGAUGAAGCAUAUUCUCUGGAGGAGCAUGAAGGCCAAAUUCUGACGAUACAUGAGAGCAUAAGAACAAACACUGAAAAAUUGGAUCAAAUAAUUGCUCUCUUGGACGAUCACAAAAAAACUGAUAGCAAGCGUGAGAUCACAGCUUGGAUCAUUUGUAUUAUAAUUCUCGUUGGACUCAAUCUAUACAUGGUUGAUUUGUAG
This is a messenger RNA of Lachancea nothofagi CBS 11611, 996 nucleotides long. The record is from the annotation of a GenBank genome assembly. NCBI's taxonomy places the organism in Eukaryota, Fungi, Ascomycota, Saccharomycetes, Saccharomycetales, Saccharomycetaceae.